Messenger RNA from Trichomonas vaginalis G3, 810 nucleotides. RefSeq lists its product as uncharacterized. The coding region runs from base 1 to 810 and encodes 269 amino acids. The transcript has a single exon. NCBI's taxonomy places the organism in Eukaryota, Parabasalia, Trichomonadida, Trichomonadidae. The record is from RefSeq and is a predicted model, not a curated record.
AUGGAGCAGCGUUUUGAUUCUUUAAAUGAAUUGAUCGUUGCAUUAUUUAAAGAAGAACAAACUGCGAUUCUCUCCAUAGAUAAAAUUUAUUCUCUCCUCGAAUCUAGUACUGCUUGUGUUAAUGUAGAUCCAGACGGCUACAUUCCAGCAAACUCAGUUCCUCGAAGAAAAACUAUGAGUGUUUUGCAAGAUGAUGAUACUUUUGUACAAGUCGCCGCAGCUGGGCAAGUUAAAUGGGCAUUAAAAUUCAAAACAACAGUUUCAAUUUCUGAUACAGCUAUACUUUCUUCAAUAGAGUCUAUGCUUACUGCAAAUGGUCCAAUGACAAUUCACCAAUUUGCGCAGAAUACCGAUUUGCCAGAAGUCGAUGCAGGAUUAUUUUUACGAUUCUUAACAAUUCAUUCUUCUGAAUUUUCUGCACUUCCGGAUGGAACGUAUUGGUUUGCUGAACAACCGUUACCAGAAAAACAUAAUUAUCAUGCAAUAUCCAUUGCAGUUUAUAACGCUUUGCAAGUUCUUAAGCAGGGAACUCCAGAUCAAAUCUAUUGGUAUCUUUGCUUAUCAACCGUUGAAAAUGCACCUAUUACGAAUGAUAUAGUUCUUUACGAAUUAACUCAUAAUCCAGAUGUCUAUGAGCAACCUCAAUUAAACGUGUAUAGGAUGAUGCCAAAACAAUUUCAUGUGCCAAAUCUACAGUAUAAGCAUGUCGCCAGAAGGAACUCGAUCCCAAUCGUUCCUAAUGAUACACCUUUCGAUCCAGAGGCUUUCUUUGGUAAGACCACACCAUUUGUUUUUAGAAUAUCAUGUUAA